Messenger RNA from Pseudopipra pipra, 1258 nucleotides. It is a transcript of the gene ERFE, whose product is annotated as erythroferrone. Lineage: Eukaryota; Metazoa; Chordata; Aves; Passeriformes; Pipridae. The record is from RefSeq and is a predicted model, not a curated record. Gene Ontology annotation, molecular function: hormone activity. The coding region runs from base 34 to 1041 and encodes 335 amino acids. The transcript has 5 exons.
CGGGACCGCCCUCCCGGCAGCGGCGGCGGCGGGAUGCGGCUGUCGGAGCUGUGCCUGGCUCUCCUCUGCGCCGCCGGCGCCGGCACCGAACCCCCGCGGGCAGCUCGGGAGCGGCGGCCGGGCCUGGGAGCAGCUGCGGGAUGGGCGGCGGCGGCGACGGGACGCGGAGGGCCGGGGGCGGCCGGCGUGGACCCCCGGCAGGCGUGGAUGCUGCUGGCCGGGAGCCCCGGGCGGGGAAGCGGCGGUCGGGCCCGUGGCGGGCCGGGGGCGGACACGGCACCGGCGGGCGGCCGCUCUCAGGGAAAACCGCCCCCGGAGCAGGGCAGUGUGCCAGGGGCUGCCCCGGACCCCCCAGCCGCCUCCCCCGCCGUGCCCGUGGAGCUCCUGAGGGAGCUGCGGAUCCUGCUCAGAGGAAUAGCAAAGGAGCAGGCAAAGGUGCAGAGGGCAGCCUGGGAAGGGCAUAAGGAAGAGGAAGAACGCAGCCCCCAGGCCGGGGCCCAUCAUCGCGUGAACGCAGCCUUCCACUGCCGAACGCGUGAAGACAUCUCCGUGGAGCAGAGAACACGACAGGAGCUGCAGCUGUUCUACAUCCCUGAGAGGGAGGAGAUGUUUCACCGUGGCCUAGGGCUGAACCUGACCAGUGGGCAGUACACAGCCCCCAUCGCAGGGUACUACACCUUCACCACCACGCUGCACAUCGGUGAGCCCUUGGGCAGCCCCACGGCCCCGGCAGGGUGGUCUGGGAUGGCUCUCACCCCUGGCUCUGUCCCAGUGCACAGGGAGCCGCCGAAGAAGAGGCAGGGGUGCCGGGGGACGCGCCUGCGCGUGCUGAUCUGUGUGCAAUCCCGCUGCCAGCACAACAGAAAUUUGGAGACUUCAUCCUGGCUGGAGAGCAGGGGUGACCUUUUCACCAUCUCUGUCACCGGAGUCCUUUACCUGCAGGCCGGGCAGUACGCCUCUGUUUUUGUGGAGAACGCUGCAGGCUCUCCCCUCACUGUUCGAAGGGGCUCCGAUUUCAGCGCCGUUCUGCUGGGGGUGUGAAGAGGCACCAGGCAGGGCACUGAACUUGUGCCAGGAGCAGCCAGACCCUUCCCUCUGCCAGCCAUGAUCACAUCUCCCCUGCUCAGCACCGAGCCCAGGGAAGACCAUUUGCUCUUGCAGGAACUGCAGUCUGCUCUGAUACUGCUCAUGCUGCAGAACCAGCUGAGGAUGAACAAAAGAUCAUGGAGAAGAUGAUAAUAAAACAGCCUGACAAGGA